Anopheles stephensi (Asian malaria mosquito) is the source of this 2913-nucleotide messenger RNA. RefSeq names its product inactive serine protease scarface-like. The coding region runs from base 16 to 2037 and encodes 673 amino acids. Gene Ontology annotation, biological process: proteolysis. Lineage: Eukaryota; Metazoa; Arthropoda; Insecta; Diptera; Culicidae. The transcript is spliced from 4 exons. Gene Ontology annotation, molecular function: serine-type endopeptidase activity. The record is from RefSeq and is a predicted model, not a curated record.
GAGACGGUUUAACUCAUGCCCCAUUUCUGCUUGUUUGCAUCUUUUCAGACUGGCGAAUGUUACGCACCGGAAGUUUGCUGCAAACAGCAAUCCCUGCUGUCCCAAUCGACCGUCCUGACGAACGAAGGUUACGUCGUUAAGGUACCGGAAAAUCAGUACCUCCCACCGGAGGGUCAAAACACCGUCACAAACAUUCAAACCGCACCACCCCCACCACCACCCACUACACCUCGCCCACCACCCACCACUACACGCUAUGUACCACCGCCGACCACUACACGCUAUGUACCACCACCGACCACCACGCGGUACGUGCCACCACCAACCACCACCCGGUACGUGCCACCGCCAACGACAACGCGCUACUUCCCACCACCGACCACCACGCGCCCACCAUUCCGCGCCGAAGAGUACAUUCCACCCAGGGAGGAAGUGCCUGCCCCGUCCAAUGACGACCCUAACAAGAUCAGACCUCCACAGGACGAGAUCCCGAACCCGGCCAACGAUACUCCGGUCGUCAUCCGACCGACCACGCCCCGUCCAUUCCAGCCACCACGUCCGCAGGGUCCGGAAGCUCCACCACCACUGCCGCCGGUAGGAUGCUCGGCCGCCAUGAACUGUACCGAGGAGGAGUACUGUUCCUCGACCGGUGUCAUCUCAAAGACUCCCGUGGUGUUGACCGAGGAGCAGAAGUUGUUCCGCGUCCCGGUGACGGCUUGUCGAAACUUGGAGCGAGGAUUCACGGGGGUUUGUUGUCGCGAUCCGGACUACGUUGAUCCGUGGCCAGUCGGUCAGCUCGGACAGUACAACCCGGAAAUUCUAGGCUUCGACGAUGGUUCGUACAAACCGAACGGAAACGGUAAUGGUAACGGUAAUGGCAACGGAAACGGUAACGGACGCCGUCCAGGCGAACCGAUCCAGGCGUCACCGUCCCAGGUAACGUCCACACAAUCGUUUGCACCGAACCAGUUCGUCAGCCAGACGGCCUCAGUGACACAGAGCAAAUCGCAGUACGAUCGGGGCGUAACAGCGUCCGCUUCCUUCCAGUCUACCGUCGGCCAGCGCGUUAAUGCCGUACCGUCCGGGCUGCAGUUUACCAACAGUGGCAACACCCGGUUCCGCCCGUUCCAGAACCAACGAUCGGAGAGCACUUUCGCUAAGCCGCAACAGUGUGCCCCGCGAAACUAUAACACUCAGCCACGAGGUGCAGGACCUUUGGGUACCGGAUUCGGCGAGUUCCCGUGGCAGGCGAUGGUGCUGCUGGAGACCAACAAGACUCUGCUGUGCGGUGGAGCCAUCAUUUCGGAUAACACCGUCGUAACUGCGGCCAACUGUGUCUAUGGACUGAACCCACGUACGAUUCAAAUCAAGGGAGGCGAAUGGCGCCUGGGAGUUGACGCAGAACCAAAGACAUUCCAGAUCGUGCGCGUGAAGGACAUCGUGUACCAUCCGGCUUACAAUCCGACCACGCUGAACUACGACGUCGCCAUGCUGGUGCUGGAGGAUCGCCUCAAGUUCGAUACGCACAUCGGUGCUAUCUGUCUGGAUGAGAACGAUGUUGUGCCGAGCGCUUCGUACGAGAACUGUGUGACCACUGGUUGGGGCAAGGAAGUACUUAAGAUUCACAUUCAAAACGCGCUGAUGCACCAGAUGUCGAUCUCGUUGCUGUCGGAAGCGGAAAGCCAAAGCCAGCUGCAGCGAAACGGAUUCGCACCGGAAUCGCACAUCUGCGGCCGUCCGUCCGGUGAUGCCUGUGAGGUUGAUGUGGGCAGUGCGCUGGCCUGUGCCGAUACGAGCGGUGCGUACUAUCUGAAGGGUGUCUACUCGGCCGACAACGGAUGCAACCGUCCGGAUCAGAUCGUUUCGUUCUCGAACAUCGAUGUGCAGUGGAUCAAGCAGGCGCUGAAGAACCCGAACCAGUUCAUUACGCCCGUUCCGAACUAUCAGACCGCGGCCAACAGUCCAACGGUGACGCGAGUACAGCUCCAGUCCACCCAGGGCCCGGCGUACAGCAACAAGUACCUGCCCCCGUACUAGACCCACGGAGUUAGCAGACACGGCAGAGCAAAGCACCAACACCAACCUAAUUAACAUCCAGUGAUAGUACACGAAUACAAGAAACACACGUACACGCUAGGAAAACGGAACCGAUCCGUUGAGAAGGUCCUUGACGACUGUCCUGCGUCCAACACACAUACACAACGCAUUACGCAUACCAUUUCACACGUAACAUCAUUAUUACACGCGCAUUACAUUGAGGAAGACGCAAACAAACCAACACAGCCACACCAGCCAUUUGGUGGUGUGCUACUUAGGCGUUUAAGAGAAUCUUUUCCCCCAUUUCACACACACACACACACCAUCAAGCAGAACAAGAAAGGACAAUCCGAAAGUCGGAUGUUCAAACACACACACAUACACACUUUUCCAACAACACACACGAUUACUCUCGUCACCAUCUUCUUCACUCGAUACGUCCCAACGUGCUCACGUGGAGGCCCCACGUGUCUGUGCAGAUGAGCAUCCGUCAUCACGUCACCAGCCUUAGCCUUUAAGUGUCCCCGUCUUUGUAUUUUUACGUAAUUCAAGAAAAUAGCGCUCGUAUCCAAGAUCUAGAACGGUAGUAAGUUAAUCGUUUUAUCAUCAUAGCAGCACAUGACACGUCUGUGCCUGGUGUUGAAGCACAUGGCAACUCCAAUCUAAUCAGCACAAGAUCGAUGGAAAACCCCGAGAUGUUACCAGUUUAAAGCACAAAUUAUUAUCAACAAUUUCGGAAAGGCUCACAAGGACACACUAGCGACCCCGGGCGUGAAGCGGAAGCACUGGCGUGACGUUACUAUCUUUUUACAUCUGUAAUAUUAUUUAAUUACCUGUACAUAAUAAAUAAUGUAAGCUUUCAUCGUUUUUAGGAAA